Molecule: messenger RNA, 6371 nt
Organism: Ictalurus furcatus (blue catfish)
Lineage: Eukaryota; Metazoa; Chordata; Actinopteri; Siluriformes; Ictaluridae
Gene: b4galt2
Product: UDP-Gal:betaGlcNAc beta 1,4- galactosyltransferase, polypeptide 2
Exons: 7
Coding region: 1939-3078 (379 amino acids)
Biological process (GO): carbohydrate metabolic process
Molecular function (GO): glycosyltransferase activity
Source: RefSeq, a predicted model, not a curated record
UGCAGUUUGCUAAAGAUCACAUGGACAAGCCAGAAGGCUGUUGGAAAAAUGUUUUGUCGGUGGAUGAGACCAAAAUAGAACUUUUUGAUUUAAAUGAGGAGUGUUAUGUUUGGAGAAAGGAAAACACUGCAUUCCAGCAUAAGAACCUUAUUCCAUCUGUGAAACAUGGUGGUGGUAGUAUCACGGUUUUGGCCUGUUUUGCUGCAUCUGGGCCAGGACGACUCGCCAUCAUUGAUGGAACAAUGAAUUCUGAAUUAUACCAGUGUAAAGUGUAUACCAACUCUAAAGGAAAAUGUCAGGACAUCUGUCCAUAAACUGAAUCUCAAGAGAAAGUGGGUCAUGCAGCAAGAAACGAUCCUAAGCACACGAGUCGGUCUACCAAAGAACGUUUAAAGAAGAAUAAAGUGAAUGUUUUGGAAUGGCCAAGUCAAAGUCCUGACCUUAAUCCAGAGUUGAAGCUGUUCUGUACUGAGGAAAGGGAUAAAAUUCCUCCAAGCAGAUGUGCAGGACUGAUUAACAGUUACCAGAAACGUUUAGUUGCAGUUAUUGCUGCACAAGAAGAAGAACAAUCCUUUAUUUGUCAUAUACAUAUACAUUACAGCUCAGUGAAAUUCUUUUUUUCUUCUCCUUCGCAUAUCCCAGUUUGUUAGGAAGUUGCUGGUCAGAACGCAGGGUCAGCCAUGAUACGGAUGCUCAAGGGCCCAACAGUGGCAGCUUGAACCCCCAACCUUCUUAUCAGUAACCCAGAGCCUUAACCCAGAGACUGUAAAUGCGAAUUCUCUCAUUGUUUUGGAGCACACUAGAUUGUCUAGAUAACCUUAAAGCUAACAUAUUCAUACUAAAAGACACAAAACUUCCAUUUUGAUCUCAUGGGGUCUUCAGUACAGGUGACAUACACCACAAUACAGGUGACAUACACUCUGGGGCGGCUGUGGCUGAGGUGGUAGAGCGGGUUGUCCACUAAUCAUAGGGUUGGCGGUUCGAUGCCCGGCCUACGUGACUCCACGUACUGAAGUGUCCCUGGGCAAGACACUGAACCCCAAGUUGCUCCCGAUGGCAAGUUAGCGCCUUGCAUGGCAGCUCUGCUACCGUGUGUGUGUGUGUGUGUGUGUGUGUGUGUGAAUGGGUGAAUGAGACCCAGUGUAAAGCGCUUUGAUAUAAGAUAAAAAGCGCUAUAUAAGUGCGCCAUUUACUCUCUUCCUCCACCUUGUGGCGAAUCCGUAAAUUGCCGUUUGAACCUUCUGACUCUCCGUACUAAAGAUGCUGAAGCAGAAACCUCACUGAGAGUGUGUGAGUGUGUGUGUCAGUGCUUUUUUUUUUUUUGUUAUUCCCGCUUGCUCCAUCUAUCCACGCACACACACACAUCGAAGACGCUGAUUUUUUUUUUUUUUUUGCAUAUGGAAACACAAGGGGCACAGAAUUGAGCCGAUUCUCGGAAUACCGACCAAAUGGUUUUUUGUGCAAACAUGCACGCGGUGCAUUUUUCUACGUUUUGGCGACACCGCUCCGCGCUCGCGCUCCGGGCUGCAAAUCAUGAAUUAACAGACAGGAGGAAAUAACGGCGGCUAGCUGGAGCAGGAGCAGGAGCAGGAACCACACUGCAUUGUGUUCCCUGGAUAUGGUGCGCAUUUUCCUAGAAACUGCUCCCAUGCACUCUUGAUGAAACCCUUAUUUUGUUGUGGAAUGGACAAUUCUCCCAUAAUAAUAACAACAAACAAACAAAACCCCCAGGCUGCUCUGCUAGUCAGGGGCUGAAGUGCUUAAACAAAGAAAUGCAUUCUUAAAGAAGGAGGAACAGGCUGGAUUUGCCAUUAAGGUAAUUCGUCUGUGUUGCUGCCCAGAGGUGAGGUGAGGCGAGGCAAGGCGAGGCAGGGCGGAGCGAGGCGGGGGAGCUGCUGAGCGGAUGACUGUAGCGGCGGGCGCCGCGUGCCCUCGACAAUGAGCCGGCUGAUGCUGGGCCGCACUCUGGAGCGGGUCUGCAAGGCUGUGCUGCUGCUCUGCCUCGUGCACUUCCUCAUCAUGAUGAUCCUCUACUUUGACGUCUACAGUCAGCGCUUUGACAUCUUCAGCCGUUUCAACAAUGGCCGCGGCGCCAACGCUUCACGCUGGCCGCACCAUUCCUACUACAACUACUCCAGCGCCAGGCCCAAUGCCACCUUCCCCAGCUAUGUACCCGCCUCAGAACAGCUCCCACUCAGCGGCAAGCCUGAGCUCAACCGCACACACACAACCCCCAAGCCUAUUCCUCCUUGCCCAGAGAUACCACCUGGACUGGUGGGGCGUCUCCUGAUUGAGUUCAGCUCUCUGAUGAGCAUGGAGAGGGUGCAGAGGGAGAAUCCCAAUGUGACGGAAGGGGGCAAGUACACGCCACCGGACUGUCGGCCCAAGCAAAAAGUAGCCAUUAUCAUUCCAUUUCGGCACAGAGAACACCACCUGAAAUACUGGCUCCACUACCUGCACCCCAUCCUCCGGCGGCAGAAGAUCGACUACGGAAUCUACAUCAUCAACCAGCUUGGUGAGGACACCUUCAACCGGGCCAAGCUGCUAAACGUCGGCUAUACAGAGGCUCUAAAGGAUGCCGAGUAUGACUGCUUCAUCUUCAGCGAUGUGGACCUGAUCCCCAUGGACGACCGCAACCUGUACCACUGCUACGACCAGCCGCGCCACUUCGCCAUCGCCAUGGACAAGUUCGGCUUCAGGUUACCGUAUGCAGGGUAUUUUGGAGGGGUCUCUGGCUUGAGCAAGAAGCAGUUCCUCAAAAUCAACGGCUUCCCCAAUGAGUACUGGGGAUGGGGAGGAGAGGAUGAUGAUAUCUACAACAGGAUUACACUGAACGGGAUGAAGGUGUCUCGGCCAGACGUGAGGAUCGGCCGCUAUAGGAUGAUCAAGCACGAGAGGGACAAGCACAAUGAGCCCAAUCCCCAGAGGUUCAAUAAAAUCCAGAAUACAAAGAACACCAUGAGGAAGGACGGCAUCAGCUCGCUGACAUAUCGCCUGGUCUCCAUUAAAAAGUACCCGCUCUACACCAACAUCUCAGUGGAGAUUGGCAAACCCCCUCCCAGACCUCUCAGAGGAUAGACCACGGCCAGGUCAACACACACACACACACACAUACACACACAUACAGUAUGUAUAUAUAUAAUAUAUAUAUAUAUACACACACACACACCCACCGCCCAUGGCCGUGCGCCUCUGUGCGCCCCUGAUAUGCUGAACAGGUUAGUUCUCAGGAAUACACUGGACUUGUCGUGGAUUUCUAAACACAAAUCCACAUGCAGAUUUCGACUCCAGUACAGACGCUCGGUAUCUUGCGAUAAGGGGAAAUUGGAGGGCUUUAGAGCACGGACCCCACCUACGUAGAGAUUUGGAUGAUGCUCUAAUAGACCCGGAGGACACGCAUAAACAUUGUUUCUGGGCACAUUCUCAAACGGGAACCCUGUUCACUUGAUGUAAAUGAGUUGGAACAUUUCAGAAACGAAUGUCUUUUGUACCUGCAGCUGCUGCAGCGUCCGACACGUUUUCUCAUCGUAUCUACGAAGCCGGAGACGCUCGAAGAAGCCUCGGGAUCAUCUUCUCUGUCGGUUUCCAACCUUUUUUUUUUUUCUUUCCUUUCUUAUUUUGUAUUUCUACUCUUCCUGCUCUCUGAGUUCAAUAACGGAAGCACUGAUUACGCAGAAAAGCUUCAAAAAAAAUUUCAGUUACCGGAUUUGGAUAAAGAGCCCUGCCUUUGGUGGUCCAGAAUUGAGAAGAACCAGGAUUCUAGGAACUCUCACUUGGAGAACAAGGGAAUUCUGGCAAAGCUGUACAUGGUCACCACUGUCAAUCACUUGAAAACAACAUGAGAACUGUGUGUUUUGUGUGUUUUCACCGCUGCCUGAAUUUUUUAUGAUUAUUAUUUUUUCUCUUCUUCAGCUUAAUGCAUCUUAACAUUAAUUGCUCCGUGUGUGAGGUCACGCUCAUUCUAGACCACAAUGAACUAUCAUCAAACACUGGAGAUGAAAUUAGAUUUUUUAUUUUUUCCUCGCCCUUUUCUUUUUUCGACUUGUGGUUUCACCUUUUUCAUUUACUGCCUAUGCACGCCAUACUGAUGCCUUCAGACAUUUUAUGAGGUGCUCGAGUCGUGUUUUCUUCUUUGGCCACCUUUUUUUCCAUGCCAUUCACCCAGCCUAUUAAAGAAGUACAUUUCAUUUACACCCCCCCUCCCCCUCCCUUUGGCCUUCUGUUUCACCCCUUGUCAUUCCUGUACAUGUGCCAUCAUUUCUAAUCAGUGCUAACGGUAUUUCUGAACUUUUUGCCUAGGUUUACAAAGCCGCCCUGUUCUUGCAUUACGGGUUAAACGUUUCUAUAAAAGAAACCUUCUAAAUCCGCAAACUAAUUACGGUCACGUGUCGACACAUGUAUAUUCAAGCCGGUUAUUAUACUUCAUAUUAUAUUUAUAAUAUUAUACUACCACAGCGUUGUCGAAUUCUCGAUUCUGAUUGGUCAGGAUGCAGCAGUGCCAGCUACAGGGCAAAUCCACAGGUUUAAAGACGGCGAGUUUUGUGGUUUCUCAGUAACAUGACAAGCUGACUUUUUUUUUUUGGUCUUAUUAAUGUCAAGAGGGAGAAAAGAAAAAAGAAAAAAAAAACAAGGCUGGUCAGGGAACAACUGUAUAGCUGCCAUAACAUAAGUGAUAACAGGGACUAACUUGUUUCAGAGGCAUUCCACAACGUUAAAUGUAACUAUAAAUAGAUGUACACAAAGUACAACGUCGUGGUCUUGAAUGAAGAAGAAAAUUGGCAGGUUGCUGUGGUAUAAGAGGAACAAAAACAAAAAACAGUUCAGGACAUGCUGUAAAAAAAAAAAAAGGUUGUGUUUUUUUUUGUUGUUUUUUUUUUCUUCCAUGACUUUCCUAUAACAGCACGUCCUGUCAUGUUUUAUUCCUUACUUAUAAUAUUAUAUUUAUAAUACUAUACUUGUAUUCUCCUUACACAAAUAUACAGUAUACCAAAGCUUAUCAACUGUGUUGCUAGUCGACUGUGGUGCAAAUGUAGCUGACAUACAGCAUAAAUGACAUACAUGCAAAAGUCUGUUAUAUAUUGCAGCAUUAAUAGGCGUACGUACAACACGAACUCGAACAUAAUAAGCAGAUAUAACAUUAUAACAGCAGUAUAUGGACAUGAAUGCAUUUAUAGUCCACUUUUGGUUUUUAAACAUAUACUCAACAGUAUGACUUUAAAUAUAGCACAUUCGUAAUUGUGGUGUUUUUUGUUUUUUUCUUCUUCUCCAUUCUUUCCUGUUUGUAUAUUCUGAAUUGGAAGAACGAGAGCGAUACACUGAGCACAUCAUCUUUUACAUUUUAAUUUCCCAUAGCAGACACGUAUGGGGUUUAUGAGACGUGAAGGGCGUGCGUUUUUGUUUUUCGCUCUCUCUCCACCCUCCCCUCCCCCUUGAGGCUGUUUUAUGAAUUGCAGCAUUACUGCAGGUCAUCCGCGGCAGCCUCGUUCUUAUCUUUGUGCCGUUCUUUUGUUUUCUAUUGCUGUGCAUUUGUACAUACGCGCCAGUGAGGAAAAUAACGAGCUGUGUCUGUAAGUUAGAGUAGUGCAUUCGUGCUGCUGAAUUGAAUCUACAGUGUAGAUGUGAACGAGCACUUUUUGUCCGUCUGGAGGGGGAGAAACACUUCGUUGGACCAUAAUCUCACUGUGGUUUAUGAAAGAAUAUGUUCUUUUUGUGUGUGUGUGUCUGUGUGAUCUACCUACAUACCUUACGUUGCUGCUAUAUCAUGACGCUAGCAAGGCAGUCGUCUCAUUACAUUACAUGCUGUGCACGGUGUAAAAAAAAUUAUUAAAAAAAGGAAAGAAUUGGUCGCUUAUUAUCGCUAAUUCUACAUAAUACAGAACUACUUCAUAUGAUCACAGCUGAAGCACAUUCCAGUACGAUAUCAUUUUUGUUAUCGAAUAUUCUCCCUCUCUAAAGAAGUAGCGCACUGUGUGUAGCUUUCCCCCUCUCCCUUUCUCUCUCUCUCUUGGUGUUUGUUUCCCUUUCCUCUCCUCAUCCAUCCCAUCCCUCCAUUCUCGCCGGGAGGAAGUGAACCGUACGCGAGAAGGGCAGGGGCUCUGCGAAAUAUUACACCUGUAAGAAACAAACUCCGGUCUUCAAGCUCGAAGUGGCUUUUUAAACACCUACUGGAUCAAAUUAGGGGUUUUUUUUUGUACAUUGAAUGUCAACAUAUGGUUCUAUGUAGAAUGCAUUAUGUCAUAUCGAACAUACUUUUUGUAUACAACAAAUAAAGAAGAGCUGUUGCUUGGAAACCUGUGUCUUUCUUUCUUGAUACUCAUGUGCUACUCUGUGUUAACAUUAUAGAAGAGCGAAAAGUGUGUGUGUGUGUGUGU